AUGUGGAAUGGAUCCAUGUUCGAUUCAGCAGAUCAUACUCUAGAAAUAAAAGAAAAUCAACAACAUAAGUUUUUUUUUUCAUUCAAAGUGAAUUCAUUUUCUCGUCAUUUAUUAAUCAUUGGUUAUGGUGGUGUAUCUCAAUGUGCAUUACCACUUAUUAUUGAUUUUCAUUUACUAAAGAAAAAAAUAACUUCUAUAACUAUUAUAGAUGUACUUGAUCUACAAUUUAAACUUCAACCAUACCUUGAUCAAUAUAAUCAGAUCAAAUUUCAUCAACAACUUGUAGAUAAAGAUAAUUAUGAAGUAAUAUUGGACAAAUAUCUCUCUUCAAAUGACAUUCUUUUGGAUCUUGCAUUUAAUCUUGAGACACGAUGUUUAUUAAAAUGGUGUAAUGAUUAUAAUGUUUGUUUUGUUAAUACGUCACUUGAAUUAUGGGAUUCACUUGGUUAUGCACAUCUAAAUGAUCCACGUUUAUUAACAUUAUAUCAACGACAUAUGGAAAUAAUCGAUAUGCUCAAUGAUAAAACAUGGAAAAAAAAUGGUUCAACAGCUAUUAUUGAUCAUGGUUGCAAUCCAGGACUCAUUUCACAUUUCGUUAAACGAGCACUUAUUGAUAUGACUAAAUUUAUUCUUAAUGAAUGUGCAACAUCUAUUUUAGAAGACAAUCGUAUUAAAUUUGAACAAGCAUUAAAAGAAAAAAAUUAUCCUCAAUUAGCUCAUUUAAUAGGUAUUAAAACAAUUCAUGUAUCUGAACGAGAUACACAAAUAACUAAUGUACCAAAAAAAGUCAAUGAAUUUGUAAAUACUUGGUCAGUCGAAGGUUUUAUUGAAGAAGCGUUUGCAUCAGCUGAAAUGGCAUGGGGAACGCAUGAAAGAGAUAUACCUAAUGAAUUGUUAUUUUAUGAUGAAAACAAAGGAUCUUGUAAUCUAGUUCGUUCAUGGGUACCAAGUGGAGAAAUAAUUGGAAUGGUUAUAAAACAUGGUGAAUCAUAUGGGAUAUCAAAAUUAUUAACUAUUCAUAACGACAAUGGAAAUAAUAAUUCGGUUGUUUAUCGUCCAACAGUUCAUUAUGCAUAUUUACCAUCAGAUUCAGCAAUAAAUUCUUUAAUGGAAUAUCGAAUGCAUAAUUAUCAACUUCAACCUAAUAUUCGUCUAUUAAAUGACGACAUUAUUGAUGGUGUUGAUGAAGUUGGUGUUCUUCUUCUUGGUAGUCCAUAUAUACGUGCUUGGUGGACUGGUAGUAUACUUGAUAUUCAUGAAACAAGACGAUUAGUAUCAGGACAAAAUGCAACAACAUUACAAGUAGCUAUUGGUGCUGUUGCAGCAGUUAACUAUUGUAUGAAUCAUCCAAAUGAAGGAUUUUGUCUACCAGAUGAUAUUGAUGGUGAUGAAAUACUUGCUAUGUCUAUGCCAUAUUUAGGAAAUUGGGUUUCAAAACCAGUUGAUUGGCCACCAGUAGAUGAUAAAAUUACAAAAAGCUGGCAAUUUACAUCGUUUCUAGUUGUUGACUAA
Molecule: messenger RNA, 1512 nt
Organism: Rotaria sordida
Lineage: Eukaryota; Metazoa; Rotifera; Eurotatoria; Philodinida; Philodinidae
Source: the annotation of a GenBank genome assembly